AUGAGUGUAUUAAAGUUGCAAUUAGUGUUGAUUUUGAACUUGUGGUUGGUCAGUGGAGAUGUUCAUGAUAAUGAAGUUAGUGAACACUCGUUAGAGUUGACCCAGUCCUUGAACUUAGCGAGACAAGAAUUAAUUCAAGAAACUUGUAGAAGGUUUCCUCCAAGGUAUGGCAUAGAUCAAUUACCGAAGAGCCUAUUGGAACAUAUACUGAUAGACGAGGAACGCAAACUAUUGUACUGCUACGUGCCAAAGGUAGCAUGUACAAAUUGGAAAAGAGUUUUAAUGAUCCUGACUGGUAAAUGGAACGGUACGGAUGUGUUAUCUAUACCAGGUAAUUUGGUCCAUGCCCCUGGAGUGUUCCCAAACCUAAGCUCAGUAAACCGCCGGGAUAGAGAUUAUAUGUUAGAGAAUUAUCACAAGAUGAUUAUAGUAAGAAACCCAUUUGAGAGACUGCUGUCUGCGUAUAGAAAUAAGUUGGAAGGAAAAACACCAAGUGCUAAGUAUUUCCAGAAUCGAGUAGGAAGAAGAAUAAUCAAGGCGUACCGCGAGAAACCGUCAAAUGAAUCUCUUGAGUACGGCCACGACGUUACAUUCAAGGAGUUCGCGCUGUUUCUUACAAACAGAUCUGCGGAGUUGGCUGAUGUGGUGAACAAUGAACACUGGCAGCCUAUCACCAACUUAUGCCACCCAUGUCUUAUCAAGUACACUUUAGUAGGUAAAUACGAGACGCUAUUAGACGAUGCGCUACUAGCAUUGCACACAAUCAACGCAUCUCAAGUUCAGUUUCCCCGUUUGAGCCGCACUUCGGGAACUGCCGAGAAACUUCACAAGUACUACUCUCAACUCGACCUGCCACUCAUCAGGCAACUGUACAAAUUAUACAAGCACGACUAUAGAAUAUUCAAUUAUGAUUUAGACAAUAUUGUUGGAUUUGAUCUUGGUUAG
This is a messenger RNA of Arctia plantaginis, 945 nucleotides long. The record is from the annotation of a GenBank genome assembly. NCBI's taxonomy places the organism in Eukaryota, Metazoa, Arthropoda, Insecta, Lepidoptera, Erebidae.